Gambusia affinis (western mosquitofish) is the source of this 6252-nucleotide messenger RNA. It is a transcript of the gene lrrfip1a, whose product is annotated as leucine rich repeat (in FLII) interacting protein 1a. Gene Ontology annotation, molecular function: DNA-binding transcription factor activity, RNA polymerase II-specific; RNA polymerase II cis-regulatory region sequence-specific DNA binding. The record is from RefSeq and is a predicted model, not a curated record. NCBI's taxonomy places the organism in Eukaryota, Metazoa, Chordata, Actinopteri, Cyprinodontiformes, Poeciliidae. Gene Ontology annotation, biological process: regulation of transcription by RNA polymerase II. The transcript is spliced from 23 exons. The coding region runs from base 444 to 4829 and encodes 1461 amino acids.
AUGAAUAUUCCGACGGUCCGUGAAGGCACCGCGCUGUGAAGUUUUAGUGCGGCAGGUUCGAGUCUUCCGCUGCGGCUGCGUCACGUUUCCAGACUGAGGAGAUUCAGUUCAGCUCUCUAGAAAAGUUCUGGUUCUGCUUUUAUUUCAGCCAGAGACCGAACCGGACCGGCAGGACUGGACCGUGAGGUUGGUGUGAGCGCAGCUUUGUGUCGCAGCGUUUCGGACUGAGCAGAACUUCGCUGCGGUUCGGAAACACAGGAAGGAGCGACUGAAAGAACGGAUGUGUGACAAUGAGCGGAGCCGCCGCGGAUCGUCUCUUCGGUUCCUCUGACUUGACAUUUUAGAGACACAUGAGAGGCUCCAGCUGCUCCGGCCGACCCGGUUCGGAUUAGUUACGACCCGAACCGAACCGAGCUGCUGAAGACAAACACUGAGACGGAGACAUGGGGACCCAGGGGACGGGACGGAAACGGUCCACCAACAAGGAGAGGUCCACCGCGGAGGACGAUGCCCUCAACCUGAUCGCCAGAGAGGCGGAGGCCAGGCUGGCGGCGAAGCGAGCCGCCCGGGCCGAAGCGCGGGAGAUCCGGAUGAAGGAGCUGGAGCGGCAGCAGAAAGAGAUCUUCCAGGUGCAGAAGAAGUAUUAUGGUCUGAACCCCCGAGAGGAGCGGGCCGACAGUAAAUGGGGAGACAUUGAGCAGUGGAUGGAGGACAGUGAGAGGUUUUCUCGUUCUUCGCGGCUCCACACGCUGUCUGAUGACGAUGAGCGGAUGUCGGUGGGAAGCCGCGGCAGCGUCCGGUCGGAUCUGGACUCUGGGGGGGCAUAUGGUGGAGGGGGUUCCUCUUUGCACAGGAAGUCAAAGAAAAAGAAGAAGCAUAAGCACAGAGACAAAAACGGUUGCCAUGACGAUUACAGCGCGCUCUCCACCAGGAGCUCCAGGCUGAGCGACGACAGCAGGAUGUCCCGAUCGUCCAGACUGGACCUGCAGCCGUCCUCCUUCACUUCCUCAGACCUGUUGGAUCUCAGCGGUCCGUCCAGAAACCCUGGCUUGUCUUUCAAUGGCUACCAGAGCUCUCUGUAUGACGACGGUCUGAGUCUGUGCAGCGGCUCCCGCAGAGUCUCCGCGUCUCACCCUGUGGAGUACAGUAGCUACCGCAGCUCCAGAGCUUCCAGCAGGGCCAGUUCGGCCCGGACCAGUCCAGUGGAGAACUGCGGCUCUGUCGCCAGUUUUGUUAGGAGUGCGGUGAGCGGCAGCGCCCUCUCCAGGCACCUGGAUGACAUCACCAUCCCUGACUUCCCUGAAGUGGAGGACAGAGACUUUGAUAAGGGACCUCGAGCCACGGUGGGCGGGACUUCCUCCCGGCGAGGCAGCGGGGAGACGGUGCUGACGGUGGACGCCGACAGCUCCGUCCGGGAAAUCAAGGAGAUCCAUGAGCUGAAAGAUCAGAUUCAGGACGUGGAAACAAAGUACCAGCAGAACCUGAAGGAAGCGAAGGAGGCGCUGGCGGAGGUGGAGGAGAAGUACCGUAAGGCCAUGGUGUCCAACGCCCAGCUGGACAACGAGAAGAACAACCUGAUGUACCAGGUGGACACGCUCAAAGACUCUCUGAUGGAGCUGGAGGAGCUGCUGUCCGAGUCGCGGCGCCAGUACGACGACAAGCUCAAGGAGUUUGAGCGGCAGAAACACAACCACAGCGUUCUGCAGUUCCAGUUCGACGAGCUGAAGGAGACCUUGAAGCAAAGCGAAGAGCUGCUGAACGAGAUCCGCCAGCUGCGGCUGAAGCAGGACGGUUACGUUAGAGAAAUAUCCGACCUCCAGGAGACGGUGGAGUGGAAGGAUAAAAAGAUCGGGGCGCUGGAGCGGCAGAAAGAAUAUUCAGACGCCAUCCGCUUGGAGCGGGAUGAGCUCAGGGAGGAGACGGUGAAGCUGAAGGAUAUUCUGAAGAAACACGGGAUAGUGCUGGGACCGGACCUGAACGUCAAUGGAGACGCCGGGCCGUCGGAGGUGGACGGGUCAGCUGGAGCGGAGCCGCGGCCGACCCAGGAGUCCCAGCCGACUCCCGCUGAAGGAAACGGCGUCCUCGGCAGCACAGAGGACUUGAGGGCUUGCAGAGAGGAAGACGUGGCUCCAGAGCAGAAAGACGAAACACUGGAGGACGUCAAAGAGAAUCGCUUGAGCUGUGAUGAUCAGGCUCCAGAAGCCCAGACCUGCUUUCCCUUUGAGGAAAGUCACCUCGACGGUCAAAAAACCGUAGAGCCGAUUGAUUGUCCAGAUCCUAAAGCGAAAGCCAUAAUCGUUGUCAGCCAAGAUCUUCAGCAGAUCCAGACAUCUGGAGAAACAGAAACAUCUGAGGUUGAUUCCAUCAGUCAUCCAGGUUUAGCCAAAACCCAAAGUACCGGCACUGAAGCAGCUGGCGGCGACCUUUCAGGAGGUCAAGAAAGUAAACAGGAAGUUGUUACGACAGAAUCUUUAGCCAAACAAGGUGUCCCAGUUGGACUGAACUCAGAAUCUCAACAAGAGCCUGAGGAGGCAGAAAACAACGAGGCUGAGAAAACGGCAAGUAAGUCCCAGGCUCAGGUCUCUACCGCGUCAGGGAAGAAGAAGAAAAAGAAGAAGAAGGUAAAGAAAAAAGACCAACAAAAAGCUGGAACCGAGAAGCAAAACGAGAAGACCAGUAAGGUUUCAGUUGUACAGAAUAACGGGCUCACAGCAGAACAGGAUACCAGUGAGUCCAUAGCUAAACCUCAAGACAACCAAGAACCUGAGAAAGUAAAACAUCUGGAACCCUCUGAAAAUCAUCCUACCAAAGGAAAUCUGCAAGAACCCAACACAGAAGGUUCAGAAGGUCACAACCAAGAGAAAACUACAGAAGGAGCUGAUGUUCUGGGAUCGACCCUGGUGCCUCAUCUUGGAGUGGAGAUCAUUGACGAUACGCAGAACCAGGAAUGUGAAGAUCCAAAAAAGCCAAAUGAAGGUUCUGCUGUUGAAUCCCUCAAGGAAUCUGAAAUAACUGGUCCUGAUCAAGAAGGUAAUCUCGUCACAUGUAAGAGCAAAGAUGAUCCUGAUUGGAGUGAAGAUGCCCCUGCAAGAGAAAACACCUCAGAUCUCCAAUCAACCACAGAUCACGUUUCUGGGGAUGAAGGGAAAACCGGAAACACGGAGAUGUUGGAACAAAGUGAUACUGUGGGAUCUUCUGAAACAUCUUGUCACAUCGUAACGAGAGCAGAGCUUUCCGAGGAUGAACAGAACAAGGAAACAUCUCCAACAGCCAAAGAAACCGCAGGACACCCUGAAGGAUUCUUCCAAGAUGAACCAGGGGAAGAAUCUGUUCCAGAGUCCAAGACGGUCGAAGGUAAUGCUAGAGAAACAAAUCUGCCCUCAAACAAAGGCAAUGAAGGUCCAAACAAACACCUUCCAUCAUGUGACGAUACUGCUACCACCCCAGCCUUCCAGGAACCCAACAAUGAUCAUGUUUCAGGAGAUCAGGAAGAGGAAACUUUGACAUUUGAGAUGCUAGAUGAAGCUGGUGCUGUGGAAUCACUUGAAACUCCAGAUGAGCAGCUUGUUGAGGUUCUGCAGAACCAGGAAGAAACUUCAGAACCAGAGAAACAUGAAUCAGUGCAGCAAACCACAGAAACUUCUCAAGCUGAAACAAUGAAGGGGCCCAAUGAGUCUGAAACAUCUGAAGAUGUUAAAGAGAUGGAAUCUGAAACUGGUUCUGAUCGAGAAGCAAACCUUCUGACUUCUGGAAAGAGUGAAGAUCCUGAAGAGGCGUUUCCUCCGGACAGUUCUUCACCAGAAGUCCAAAACGUCCGCACCGAGUCAGAAUCAGUGGAUGGAGACGAGAAGAUGAUUUACAACUCUGAAAGCAUUGUUGAGUUGGCUGGUGAAGAACAGGAUGGAGUUCCUGAGUCCAGAACCGGUUCUGAAAUUAAUGAGGAAACAUCUGCAUCAUCAGCAAACGAUGAUGCCAGAGAUCAACCCGAAACCUCGUCAACCUCAAAGAGCACCAAGCUUUCCAUGAGGGAACCAGAGAAGGCAGCUGAGCCAGACGAUGUAGAACCAUCGGAGACCUCUGAAGAAAUCUGCCAAGAUGAUGAAGAGUUGAAUGGAGGAAGAGGAGAACCUGAAGAGCCACCGUUACACAUGAAAGAUGAGAUGGAAUUAGUUGAUCUAACCAAAGCAGAAACUGGAGAUACUGGUUCUCCUCCCAAAGAAGAGCAGAAGGAAGCAUCUGCUGAACAACCAGAGCCUGAAGAUCGUCCAAACACUGAGGAGGUAAAAACUUCUCAAGGUCCUCUGGCUGAGCAGGUGAAGGAAUCCAUGGAGGAACCUGAGGGGGAUGAUUCACCCCCAUACGGUCAGCUGGACGAGGACGACGGAGAGGAAGACGAAGGACAGUCUUUUGAUUUUGAUGACUUGGAUGUGGAAGCAGCUGUUGAAUCUGCUCUGUCCAACAAACUGGAACAGGAAGACGUUAAGGAAGGAGCUGAAGUCAACAGGAAGAAUCCAGAGCUUUGCCAAAGUAACGCGGAGACAAAGGCAGAAGAUGGUGAGGUGAAGGUUUCCGAGGAUGACAACAGCAAAGUUGAUCAGCCUUCAACUCAAAACAACCUGCUGUGUGGAGAUGACACACCUGAAAAGGUUGGAAAUGUUCCAGAGAACAUCGAGCAGAGAACGUCCUCAACAGUUGAGGAAGGGUUAGAUGCCACCAAGGUGCCUUCAGACCCACAAAAGACUCCAGAACAAACCGAUGGCGUACCGCAGGCAGGGAAAGACCCAAAGAAGAAGAAAGGCAAGACUAAAGAGGACUGUAAGAUGUCUUAGUUGGUCUAAGCAGGACGGGUCUAAAAUGGGCCACAUGCACACCAGUGAUGAUUCAGUUUGCAAAGAGCUGGAACAUCUAGAACCUGAUCGGUACUGGCUACUGAAGCAACCAGAGGCGGUGCUAGCAGCACUUCAUGGAGUUUGAUGGGGUUUGAUGUCACAGUGACCCGAUGGUGGAACCAGAGAAUCCACUCGUUGUUUCAUUGGUACCGUGUUUCAGAACCAGGAAAAUUCUGUCCGUUCAGGACGCUACGUACAUCUCAGAAACACAAGAGCAGAACUUCCACCGCAUUGCGGUGUAGCCGCGCCCACUUAGGAUUUUGGAGCAGUUGCAAACUCCCAGAUCAGAUCUCCAAACAAACACCUUUGGAGAAAGAACAAAUGUCCUGGAGUGUUUCCAUCCCUUCAGGACGGCGGCUGACGGCGAAACACUCUAGGAAAACAUGAAUGAAACUCCGAAACACAAAAACAAUAAAACGAUGAAAUGAAAAACACUCCAACCAGAGGAAGCAGAAGCAAAAGGAAAAUGAUGCUAAUAGCAAAAACAGCAGGUAGUAUAAAAUACUGCAACCUGGUUCCACAAACAGAAGUCCUCCAGACCACUAGGGGGCGUCUGGAGCAGGUAAUAUUACCUACAGAAAUAUGAUGCUGAAGCAUAACUAACCUUUUCUGUCUUCCUCCAACUUUCUUCUGGACUUUACGGAGAAUCCAGAUGAUUUGGUGACCGACUCCCCCUGGUGGUCUGGAGGACUAAUGUUUCAUGGAGCCAGUUUGCAGCAUUUUGAACUUGCUGUUGUUUUUACCAUUGGUGGUAUUUUCCCUUUUGCGUUUAUUUCCUGUGGUUGCAGCGUUUUCUGUUUGAGAGUUUGUCAGUCAUGUGACAAACUCUCAUGUGGGUUUGCACCAUCAGACCUCCUGCCAACCCUCAGUCAAACUCCCUGAAGUUCUGCUGAGCUCUGGCUGAUCCAUCCCAGACCAACCAGCUGCUCAGUUCACGUCUCUGGUCUGCAUGUGGCCCAAAUCCCAGGAAAACUGUUGCCCAGCGAUGUGGCGUAAAGCGCCCUCUGCUGGAGAGUUUAUCUCUCUACAAGUUGUCAGAAUAUUUAAAGUCCUCUCAGCACUUUGACGUUUUCCUGAACGAACUGAAUGCAAGAGAUGUUGAGUGACCAGAACUGUUCAUCUCUGGUUUAUUGAACUGAUAUCAUGUUUACCGUCUUCCUGCCUUCAUGGUGUAACUGUAAACAUUCAGGCCAAAGCAGCUUCUAUGUGUUUUUCUCUGUUUUCCUGGAGAGCAGAUCAGGCUCUUCGCUUCCCUCUGGAGUUCAGAAUGACUUUGAUUUUGUUUGCAUCUUGUUGCACUAAACCGUUAAACCCUGCUGUUACCGUUGCUCUAAAUAAACAUCUACUGAAACUUUUUGAUGAA